This is a messenger RNA of Fusarium oxysporum Fo47, 658 nucleotides long. RefSeq lists its product as uncharacterized. The record is from RefSeq and is a predicted model, not a curated record. The transcript has a single exon. NCBI's taxonomy places the organism in Eukaryota, Fungi, Ascomycota, Sordariomycetes, Hypocreales, Nectriaceae. The coding region runs from base 98 to 379 and encodes 93 amino acids.
AUCGCCAGGAAUAGUGACUGUCGCACUGAUGGUAACAUAACUGUCAGUAUCUGGUGCACCAGCGGAUGACUCUCCUGAUGUAUCCACAGGUGUGUAGAUGAUCUGUGUUCCGGGGGUUCCAUCAGUGGCGGGGAUAAUCUGUGUGACAUUCUCGCUAGCAUCAGCGAACCUGGUGUUGGGUUCUAUGACAGUAAAGUCAUCGUUGCUAUCGCUCGGAGUCAAGGUAAGUGCAUCGGGGUUGCUUGAAGCAGGUGUUGUGAUGCCACUGACUGAAUCAUCAGUGGUGGGCACUGCCGAUACUGAGGCAGGACCAGUAGGAACUGGAGGAGGAGUCUCAAUGAGCACGGUUCCGGGAUCUCCAGGGGAGCCAGGAGGGUAGUAAGUAGUGUACGGUGCAGUAAGAGAAUCAGGACCGUCAGUGUAAAUAGUCACGUUCCUGCCUUCCUCAGAGGCAGACUCAGCAUCAGUAGCCACCGUCUGAAUGAAAACAGUUCCUGGCUGGCCUGGUGUUUGUGGGGGUGCGUAACUGGUGAUGGGAGUCUUGACGCCUGGGGGAGCCAAGGUAUAGAGAGUAACAUUGGUGCCUGGUGCCUCAGAUGUGGUCUCAGAAAUGGGGGCUGGAGUCUCAAUGAUGAUCGUUCCAGGCUGUCCAGGCGUA